Molecule: messenger RNA, 2718 nt
Organism: Fraxinus pennsylvanica
Lineage: Eukaryota; Viridiplantae; Streptophyta; Magnoliopsida; Lamiales; Oleaceae
Source: the annotation of a GenBank genome assembly
AUGGCGGCGUCAGUCGAAAACCGGCAGUUCAACCGUCUUUCUUUUAAGCCCACUCCAGCGGCUGGUUACCACCACCGGUCUGACUCCCCAGUCCGUGGCUGCAAUUUUCCAUCAAAUCCCAGUUCUGAAUUCAAGAAAAGUAAUGGUAGCACUGUAUUUGAUUAUUCUUCCAGUGAAGAUGAUGAUGACGAAAAUGAAUGUGUAAAUGCAAUCAAGAAAGCAAACGCGGAGCUGGAACCAUCUGUGUUUGAUUCAAGAGACGAAGGCACGGCGGAUAAUUGGGUUGAGCGCAACCCCUCAAUGGUUCGACUGACCGGAAAACACCCUUUUAACGCGGAGGCGCCACUGACCCGCCUCAUGCACCACGGAUUCAUUACGCCUGUUCCACUUCACUAUGUACGAAACCAUGGCUAUGUCCCUAAAGCCAGAUGGGAUGAAUGGACAGUUGAAAUCACUGGGCUCGUUAAACGCCCAAUGAAAUUAACAAUGCAACAACUGGUCGACGAAUUUCCCAGCAGAGAAUUCCCGGUGACUCUAGUCUGCGCUGGAAAUCGCAGAAAAGAACAAAACAUGGUGAAACAGACCAUAGGUUUCAACUGGGGCGCGGCUGGAAUAUCCACCUCCGUCUGGCGUGGAGUGCCACUGCGUGCCAUUUUGAAGCGGUGCGGUAUUUACAGCCGUAAAAAAGGUGGUCUGAAUGUCUGCUUUGAAGGGGUGGAGGUUUUGCCCGGAGGCGGUGGAGCCAAAUACGGCACUAGCAUUAAGAAGGAAUUCGCCAUGGAUCCGUCAAGAGAUAUUAUUCUAGCUUACAUGCAGAACGGCGAAAAAUUGGCUCCGGAUCAUGGAUUUCCGGUGAGAAUGAUAAUUCCGGGAUUCAUCGGUGGAAGAAUGGUGAAAUGGCUGAAAAGAAUCACCGUUACUACAGAGGAAUCCAACAAUUAUUAUCAUUACAAGGAUAAUAGAGUUCUUCCAUCACAUGUUGAUGCCGAACUAGUUGAUGCCGAAGCAUGGUGGUACAAACCUGAAUACAUAAUCAACGAGUUAAACAUAAACUCAGUGAUCACAACACCGUGUCACGAAGAGAUUCUGCCUAUCAACUCGUGGACAACUCAGAGGCCUUACACAUUGAGGGGCUACGCUUAUUCUGGCGGUGGGAAGAAAGUGACGAGGGUCGAGGUUACUAUGAAUGGCGGUGAGACAUGGCAGGUUGCCACUUUGGACCACACGGAGAAGCCGAACAAGUACGGCAAAUACUGGUGCUGGUGCUUCUGGUCACUAGAGGUGGAGGUGCUGGAAUUAAUUGGUGCCAAAGAAAUAGCAGUUCGGGCAUGGGAUGAAACUCUCAACACGCAGCCCCAAAAUCUGAUUUGGAAUGUCAUGGGAAUGAUGAAUAAUUGUUGGUUCCGAGUGAAAACUAAUGUGUGCAAACCGCACAAAGGAGAGAUUGGAAUCAUCUUCGACCACCCAACUCAACCCGGAAACCAAUCGGGUGGAUGGAUGGCUAAGGAGAGGCAUUUGGAGAAAUUCUCCGAAGAAAAUCAAACCCUAAAGAAGAGCGUUUCGUCGCCUUUUAUAAACACUUCUUCAAAAAUGUAUUCAUUGUCUGAGGUUAAAAAGCACAACUCGCUUGACUCCGCCUGGAUCAUCGUCCACGGACACGUCUAUGACUGCACUAGCUUCCUCAAGGACCACCCGGGUGGCACUGACAGUAUUCUCAUCAACGCUGGCACGGACUGCACGGAAGAAUUUGAUGCCAUCCAUUCUGAUAAGGCCAAGAAGCUUUUGGAAGACUAUAGGAUAGGUGAAUUGAUAACUACUGGUUAUACCUCAGAUUCUAGUGCUUCAUCUCCUAACAAUUCAGUUCAUGGUCCCCCGGGAGGCGGUCUCUACUUAGCCCCGAUCAAGGAAAUUGCACCGGCAAGAAAUGUUGCCCUCAUUCCACGUGAGAAAAUUCGAUGCAAACUUGUUUCCAAGACGUCAAUUUCCCAUGAUGUUCGAGUGUUUCGAUUUGCAUUGCCUGCUGAAGAUCAGGUUCUAGGAUUACCUGUUGGGAAGCACAUAUUUUUGUGUGCUACAAUCGAGGAUAAGCUUUGCAUGCGAGCUUAUACACCAACAAGUGGAGUUGACACGGUCGGAUAUUUCGAGCUAGUCGUGAAGAUCUACUUCAAGGGAAUUCAUCCCAAAUUUCCAAAUGGCGGGCUUAUGUCACAGCAUUUGGACUCACUCCAAAUUGGAUCAUUCUUGGAUGUGAAGGGUCCUUUAGGUCACAUUGAAUACACAGGAAAGGGCAACUUUUUGGUGCAUGGCAAACAUAAGUUUGCCGAGAAACUAGCCAUGCUCGCUGGUGGCACGGGGAUUACUCCGGUUUAUCAAGUUAUGCAGGCUAUUUUGAAGGAUCCCGAGGAUGAAACUGAAAUGUUUGUAGUAUACGCUAAUCGCACCGAAGAUGAUAUACUACUUAAAGACGAACUAGACGAAUGGGCUGAGAAAUAUCCCGACAGGGUCAAAGUGUGGUACGUCGUCCAAGAAUCUAUUAAAGAAGGAUGGAAAUAUAGUUUGGGUUUUAUCACGGAGAGUAUUCUCCGAGAACACAUUCCCGAAGCAUCGAAAACCACUCUCGCAUUGGCCUGCGGACCGCCACCGAUGAUGCAGUUCGCCAUUAAUCCCAAUUUGGAGAAGAUGGGUUAUGAUAUAAAGAAUUCUUUGUUGGCGUUCUAG